AUGGAUAUUUUACUCUGCAUUUCCGUGACUGCGACGCGACUGCAAUCUGUUUUACUGAAAAAACGGGCUUCAUGCGUUUGCAUGGGCUCCUUCAUGACGACCCAGGAAGCCGGUUCCAACAUGCUAAUGCCUUAAACCCUGGGAAAGGUUCUACAUGCUAAUUAUUUAGCCUGAUUGGUUGCUACGAUGUCUUAGAAAAAAGUGCUUGUGUUGAUCGUGCAGUUCUCGGGAUUUGUUUGGUUGCUUCUGACUUAUAAUUUUCAUAAUUUCGGGACGUAUGUAUAAUGACUGUUGUCUUAGUUAUGCUUCUGUUUUGAAAUUAAUUAUGGCAAACUGGCAUGUUGCGUGCAGACGUUCCCAGUGAGAUUGUCGAAGAUUCGAAGUUUGUUCCAUUGAACGAGGAUGAUCCUAUAUAUGGCCCACCUGUAUGUUUCUUGUUCUCUUUUAAAUUCUAGAAAAACCUUUCUAUUGAGUGCUUCUUCCAUAACUUAAUUCUGGCCAAAAAUAGAGCUCUGUAUUAUUUUACAGCAUGCAAAGCGACAAGAGAUGGGAUAUAAAACCUUCAAUGACACAAGGGGCUUCUGCCCAAAUAUAUUCAUCCUAACCUGCACCCACACCUCCUCCUUCUCCACUGCCGCAACCAUUCCAUUAACAGAAUGUUUUCAUCCUUCAGGCAUUACUAUUGGCUGGUUUUGAAAUGAAUGAAGCAGCCAAGGUACUUCCUCUCAUUCUCAAACUUUGCCUUUUAACUGAUGGGCGCUCUGAUUGCGUUUAAAUAUAAUCGUUGUGUUUUCAUUCUUCUUUCUUUAGCUCCUAUUGGGCGUUUCCUUUUAUAGCAUUUUCGAUAUUGUAUGCCUAAAAACUUGAGACUAGCAUCAACUUCCUUCUGCUUAUCUCAUAAUACGCUUUAUUUCAUUGACCUUAUCAAAACUCAUGACUAGCUGUCAGGUUAAUGAAGUAAAUUAUCGAUGCAGAUAAAGCAGCUUCUAAAAGAUCUGGAUGGUGAUUUUCUCCAGGUAAUUUCCCGGCUGCUUCUUUUGAUUAUCCUUUCGAUAUUUCUUUUCUUUUCUGCAUUCAUCAUGAAUUAUAGAGAGUUAAUCUUUCCACUUCACCUGCGAAUCAGUCUGUGGAUAUCUCGUGUAUUGAAUUCACGCAGAUUAGGGGAACUACUUUUGAAUUUAUGUUCUUCCUGGUUCCAUGGUUUAUAUCACCCAAAUAAAUAUCUUAGUGGAAAAAUUGUUCAUAUAGCUUCUUGUUCCUUUUAAGCGCCACUCUGGAAAUUCUCAUAAAGUUUUUCGAUUUUUUUAGCAGAUCAUCUACUGCACCGAAGAUAUGAUUUCACUUACUGUCUGGGACGCAAUGCACGCACAACCACAGAAUCUAGAAGCUUUGGAGGUGCAAUUUUUUUUAUCUACCUUUUAUGGUGAAUCCGCAUUCUAUUAGCAUUCCCCUCUGGCGAUAUGGCCAACUAAAUAUAAUGGUCAAAAUCACAAAGCCUAUGUAUCUGCAGCGUAUUUAGACACCAACUUGAGAUUCACAAUGAUUUUCAAAUACCUGAGCCUAUGUUCAUAUUUCUGGCUACCAUGUCUGAAUGGCCUUGUGAUGCUAGACUACGUCCUAUACUACAUUGGAUCAUGUCCUUUCUACUGCUGGGCAAAGUAGCCUUUUACCCUUUGCUCCUCUUCCUGAAUCGCCAACUUUUUGCUCAGGAAGGAAGUUCACUGCCUAGAAUAUGCAUUUUCUCUGGCUUAAGUGGCGAGGAGAUGAUGAUGUUUAUCAACGCAUUCCCAGAAACAGGUAUGCGCCUUUACCGUAAUAAUUAUUCUCACUUUCUAAGGUUUCAGACCGCAUAUACACCAGAAAAACCCUUGCUUAUUUAGGAUGUGUGCCUAAAUAUCAAGAUCUCAUGCAUAAGUGGACAGUAAGGAGCUGGGCUCUCCUACUCUGGUUGCUUAGGCGAUUCUCAAAAUUCCACCAAUUUUCCAGGGUAGGAGUCUCUAGAGGGAUAAAUGUACACACAAACAAACAGUGGCUACUAGAUCAGUACCUAUGUUGUUCCCGGGUAUUCUUCCAUGCAGAGGUCAAAUUCGAACGUUGGGCUAGCAGUGUUUAGUGCACAACUAGGAGAGGGGGGAGACGGCUGAGUUUCUGGGGUGCUAGAAUAGGGCAAAGUAUCUCCGAAACAGAGGAGGUGAGGUUUUUCAUUGCUGCCCGUUAAGGGAAUUUCUUACUGCUCUGAACUGGAAAGAGGAGGGAUGAUGCCAUUCCAAGCAGAGUUCGUUCUCUUCUACCUCGGCAGUAGCGAAUCAAGGAAAGUAGUUUCUUGAGUAGCUCCCACUGAUAGCCUCAUCUGGUUGGAUGCCACUAAGCUUACAUUUUUAGCAUGCUCGAGUUAUUCCCAAUUGGCAUUUGAGGAAUGAGUGAGCUGAGAUAGAGAUAGAGAGAGAGAGAGAGAGAGAGAGAGAGAGAGAGAGGCCAGGAGUGAUCGUAAGUAAGGUCACUUGCUCCAUGCAGGCUUGGCACCGGCUGUCUUUGCGGCCCUGGUCCCUAACAGUGCGAGCAAAGCCCUUGGUGAGGUUAUAGACGAGAUAAUGGGCGACCAUGAGAUGCUGGUAAGUCUGAGAACCUCCUCCAAUCCAUGGCCGCCCUGCGCGCCCGGUCGCUCAUCUCCUAGGACACUCUUUGUGCAGUCCUCUAGGCGGCCGUCGGAUUGAUCACCCGGGAAGAGGAAGGAAGCACUGUGGAGUCCUGCUGCCCCCAACCGGACCGAGAACCUCUCCCUCUUGUCCCUGUUACAUGGCAGACCUUUGGAAGACUGGGAGGCACAAUUGAUCCUUGCUUGGUGGUGGCCUAGUAGUGAUUCCUCCAGAGUAAGAGAGAGACAGAGAGAUAG
Molecule: messenger RNA, 2893 nt
Organism: Spirodela intermedia
Lineage: Eukaryota; Viridiplantae; Streptophyta; Magnoliopsida; Alismatales; Araceae
Source: the annotation of a GenBank genome assembly